AUGCGCGCAACUACCAUCAGCACUUCCGUCGAGAUCGGUCUUCGCUUUGUCGGGAUCUGGCCGGGCCUGCCGUACGGAUCCUUCACUUGGUUCACGUACAUGAGUAGCGUGGCGGUCGUGCUGUAUUUUCAAUACGCGUACAUUUUCGGUCACUUCAACGCCAACGACGUCUCGAAUCUCAUCGAUGCGCUCAGCAACACGCUGGCUUACAGCCUCACCUUUCUGAAGCUAUUCUCACUAUGGUCGAAUCGUAGGACAUUUUAUAACAUUCUGCUAACGAUGAACGAGGAUUGGAGCAACGUCAACCGCGACCGAUCGGUAUUGUGUGCCAUGACGGACAAUGCUAAUCUGUCGCGUCGCUGCUCGAAUAUAUUGAUCACUAUCAAUAUUAUCGCCGCGACUUGCUACGCCGCGAUCAGUCUCAUACAUCUGUCGACCGUCUCUGAGGAGAAUCUCAACGUUAGCUUGAAAGUGCUACCUAUAAAGAUGGAACUUCCAUUCGAAGUUAACGCGACUCCGUUCUUUGAACUUCUGGUGGCCGGUGUGUUUCUACAUGAAGUGUCGGUUGCCACUUUAAACGCUGUAACAAUCAGCUUGAUCCUCUCCCUAGUACUUCACGUAAGCGGACAGAUCGAUAUUCUUCGUCGAGAUUUAUUGACAAUCUGCGACAGCGGAUCUCCGCAGCGCGAUUCAAACGUCAAACUUUUAACAAUUCAGCAUCAAAGAAUAAUAACAUUUUCGGAUAACAUUGAAGAACUUUAUUCGAACAUCGCGCUGAUGCAAUUCCUUUCGAAUACCGUGGUCAUCUGCUGUAUCGGUCUCACUUUAAUAAACGCUCUUGACAAAGACGGAGUUUCCGUACUGCUAUUGAAAUCCGUCUCUUUUUAUAUCGCCAUAACGUUGGAAGCCUUUAUCUUUUGUUUCGCCGGAGAAUAUCUCAGUGCCAAGAGCAAAUCGAUCGGCGAUGCAGCGUAUGAGUCGCUCUGGUACAACAUGACGCCCACCGUGUCCCGAAUUUUAAUGCUUAUCAUGCUCAGGUCGCAGAAAAGAUUGACAAUCACCGCAGGAAACGUCAUGGAUCUUUCUCUAGAAGCAUUUACAGUCGUGAUGAAAGCAUCCGCCUCGUACAUGUCGGUGCUGCACGCGAUGUAUUAGAACUCGUAAAAAUUGCCACGUGAUACAAAUACAAAUAUUAUUGGUAAACGUGUCCACUAAACGAAAUGGACGAACGUAGGAAAAUGUAGAAAAUUGCGU
Molecule: messenger RNA, 1254 nt
Organism: Linepithema humile (Argentine ant)
Lineage: Eukaryota; Metazoa; Arthropoda; Insecta; Hymenoptera; Formicidae
Biological process (GO): sensory perception of smell; detection of chemical stimulus involved in sensory perception of smell
Cellular component (GO): plasma membrane
Molecular function (GO): odorant binding; olfactory receptor activity
Source: RefSeq, a predicted model, not a curated record